AUGCCUCUCGAUCGCCUCAUCAAGGCCAAGAAGAGCGUUUCGGAUAUAUUCACUCGGAUGAGCGGUGCUCCGAUUCAUUCACAUUCUCCCAAUCGGAAUGAAAACGAUGCACUAAUUUAUGAGACUCCGAAUCCAUAUUCACCAGGAGCAAAGUCCACCGUACCCGAUGCAAGUGACGAAUCACCCGUACGAAAAGGUCUAAUGGGGUCGUUGCGAAAGCAAAAGCUGCGGAGCAUUAGCUCAUUACGAAGUCUGCGGUCGCCUACCAAGACCAAGCAGCUUGACACACCUGCAUCGCUGCCGGUCGAUGGUCCUUAUACCCCAAAACACCGCCUUAAUUCAUCGCUCGUACUCGAUUUCGAGGAAUCACCGCCUGACACACCAAUAUUCGAUCUCGACCGCAAAGACUCUAUCACCUCAAGCUUGAGGGUUCAUCACUCCUCGCCUGUGCCUGUUCCGACAUCUGAGAAACGGAAUCUGCAAUCAUCUGUUGAUUUAUCGCUCAUUCCUUUUGGAACUGUACCGCUUUCACCAGCUCCCAUCCAGAGAAUCUUGGAGUUGGACCAGACUGGGAGCCCCCCUUCGCCAACGUCCAUCCUAGCAUAUAACCCAGAUCAAGAAACGAUGAAGAGUAGGGUGUCAACAGAGAGUGCUCUCUCUGAUAGUCUUCAUGGUGCUGGAAUCUACGUCGAUGAAUCCGUUGUCAGUCACGACGAUUUAGAGCUCAACCAUCUGCUUCCAGACGAGUCCCUCACGAAAAUCCACAGCACUGAAGAGCCACGACAAUCACCGGCGUGUGAAGAGCUGUCUGGUGUACAUCGUAUGGAAGAUUCAUCGACCCACAAGACAGGCGACGAGCAAGUUUGCACGCGAGGCAGUGCCACCAACAAAGCACUGAAUGCAGCAGAUGUAAACAAGAUGGUAGAAAAGCAGGCAAAAGUCAUACUCGAUAAAGGUUAUCAUGCAAGGACCUAUCGUCGAGCAGAUGGGAGAUGUCGACUCAAGAUCAAGCUGCUCGCUUCCGACUCGGAGGGUGGCGACGACAACGCUCAAUGUGAUAAUGAGAUACCGUUCAAGCUUGUUGGUCCUCAAGCAGACAUAUUGGUGUCGGAACUUGGCUCCAUCGUUCGGGAAAAUGGGAUGGUUUUUAUAUCUGAUGAUGAGCUUGACAAAGCGUUUGCAGCGGGAAAACUUCUCGCAUAUCUAGAUAUUGCUCUGGACGAGGACAAACCCAUGGUUGUGCAGAGCCACCUCCACAGCCCGACAGAGGUGGGGAAGCACGAUAGCACCUGGGGCCAGCAUACAGGACUCUACGAUGGCUCGGGCUACGGAGCGGGAUCCAGCUUAUGGCUUGUGGCGGGUGUGACUGAGAUGGCAGACGUAUCUUCCACGAGCAUCCCUGGAGCAUUCUCAGACCAUGAGAAUGAAGCUCCCACAAUCAUUCGCAGGCUGUGGGAGAAAACCUAUCGUCACGGUCUUGAUACAGACUUUCCUGGACAGGCUAACGUGGGUGACGCAGCAAUCUCCGAGGCGCAUGGGCAACCCGAAAGCCAUUUCAAGGACUACAAGCCUGUCCAGGGCGUGAAGUUCAGUAUGCCAGGUGUAGACUAUAGUUCCUGCGGGGAAAACACCAACGACAUUGCCAUCCUGGGCUGCGGUAUCAUCGGCUUGUGUACCGCGUACUACCUUACAGAGAGUGGAGCGACAGACCCAAAGACAAUUCACUUGGUUGAUUCGAGUCCGGAGUUGUUCCAAUGCGCGUCUGGCCUUGCUGCGGGGUUCCUCAGUGCUGACUGGUUCGCCCCCUCGGUAUCUUCGCUUGGAGCGUUGUCCUUCAAGCUUCACGCCGACCUUGCCAAUGCGCACUCUGGACGGUCAACAUGGGGUUACUCGCAGUCGACUGGCAUCUCCCUUUCGCAAGACAGCGAGUCAGCCAUCGGCGGCAGCGGCGAGGACUGGCUUGAGAAUGGGACGAGCAGAGCACAGCUAGCGAACCACAACAAGCCCUGGGAAGAGCAGGCUGCCGGCCCGGAAUGGCUUCGUCGUACACAGGAAGGCAUCAUGGAGGUCAUCAGUCGGGAUGGUACUACGGCACAGAUCGAUCCCUUGAGAUUCUGCCAAUGGCUGCUUAAAGAGGUCAAGGAAAGGGGAGUACGGAUACACCAGCCUGCGAGGGCGACAGCAAUCAUCAAAGACGCCGACGACGUCUUAUGUGGCUUGAGCAUCUCAACGAGCGAUGACGCUGAGUCGGACACAGAGUUGCCGUGUACUCGCCUCGUCAUCACUUCUGGCGCCUGGUCUCCUCGUGUUUUCAGCACCCUCUUCCCGUCGUCCAAAGCACGCAUCCCUGUUUCCUCGUUAGCCGGCCACUCGCUGCUCGUCCGAAAUCCACACCACAAACCCGAAGAGCUCGACAAGGAAGUCUGCCACGCAGUCUUCGCAACAGACACACUUGGCUUCUCACCAGAAUGGUUUGCGAGACUGGGUGGAGAACUGUACCUGGCAGGACUGAAUAGCACAAGCAUACCGCUACCAGAUGUUGCGACGGAUGUCAAGGCUAAUGACAAGGCCAUUGCCCAGUUGAGACAGUGCGCAAAAGCUAUGAUGAUGAAUGUUCCGGGAAAGGGCAUGGACGUCUUGAGAGAAGGCUUGUGCUUCCGUCCAGUCACGUCCAGCGGUCGACCUAUCGUGUCGCGAAUACCAGACGACAAGCUUGGAGGCACCAAGACCAAGGACGGAGAGAACGGAGGUGUCUAUAUAGCGGCGGGCCAUGGUGCUUGGGGGAUAUCACAUGCGCCCGGCACUGGGCUUGUUCUGUCUGAACUGAUAGAAGGACGGGAAUCUAGCGCAAAGAUUGAGGCAUUACAAUUACCAUCGUAA
This is a messenger RNA of Alternaria burnsii, 2880 nucleotides long. Its product is annotated as fad dependent oxidoreductase. The transcript is spliced from 8 exons. The coding region runs from base 1 to 2880 and encodes 959 amino acids. Gene Ontology annotation, biological process: retrograde transport, endosome to Golgi. Lineage: Eukaryota; Fungi; Ascomycota; Dothideomycetes; Pleosporales; Pleosporaceae. The record is from RefSeq and is a predicted model, not a curated record. Gene Ontology annotation, cellular component: late endosome; cytoplasm. Gene Ontology annotation, molecular function: oxidoreductase activity.